This is a messenger RNA of Mixia osmundae IAM 14324, 666 nucleotides long. RefSeq lists its product as uncharacterized. NCBI's taxonomy places the organism in Eukaryota, Fungi, Basidiomycota, Mixiomycetes, Mixiales, Mixiaceae. The record is from RefSeq and is a predicted model, not a curated record. The transcript has 6 exons. The coding region runs from base 1 to 666 and encodes 221 amino acids.
AUGGCUCCCUCAACGACCUGCAUGAGAGCGAUCUCCGUGACGGCCCGGCAUGCUCGAGCCAAUCAGACAUGGAGUAAAACCGGCCUACUGAGUCUCUCUGCCCAGCCAGUGAGCAGGCAGUCGAUGCUUCAGAUCCAGAGGCGGCAACUGAGCGAUGAUUCUCGCAAGAAGAUCGAACAGGCCGUGGCGGAGAAGCCGCUCGUCGUCUUCAUGAAAGGCACGCCAGACUUCCCACAGUGUGGCUUCAGUAGGGCGGUGGUACAGAUACUAGAGGUCCAGGGUGUGAGCCCGGACUCGAUGAAGACGUACAACUGUCUCGAGGAUCAGGAACUGAGGGAGGGCAUCAAGGAGUUCAGCAGCUGGCCCACGAUCCCACAGGUCUACAUCAAAGGAGAGUUUGUGGGCGGCUGUGAUAUCAUGCUGGGCAUGCACCAGUCUGGCGAACUCGAAAAGAUGCUACAGGAGCAAGGCGUCGUCAGCAAAUCGAGCUCAAGCUCAAGCUCGAGCGAGACUGCCAUUGAUAGUAUAGAACCUCGGACCAGCCUAGCCACUGCUCAGAACGGUUUCGAUGAGGUCGACGUCGAGCCAGCUACCCGUCUUCGGAUAGGCUCGCCCUCCCUCAUGGAAAUGUCGCCGCUCACAUGGUCAUGGUGGCGAUGGGGCUGA